Triticum aestivum (bread wheat) is the source of this 1375-nucleotide messenger RNA. RefSeq lists its product as uncharacterized. The transcript is spliced from 3 exons. The record is from RefSeq and is a predicted model, not a curated record. Lineage: Eukaryota; Viridiplantae; Streptophyta; Magnoliopsida; Poales; Poaceae. Bases 105 to 482 code for a protein of 125 amino acids.
CGUUCCCGGACGCCAUUACAGGGUAAAAUCCUGUGAAUCAGGACAAUUAAUUAGGCUAUAAGUACCCCAAGUACUGCUAGUGUCUUGGGUUUGUCCUGAGGAAGAUGACUGACCUUGCGGCGCCGAUGAAUAUGAAUAUGAAGAGGAAGGGUGUUGAGGUGGUGGCCAGCCAUGGAUUCUCCAUCUUCCUUGAUCCUAAGAGGAUCAAACUAGAGCUGCUGCCUCCAUAUGGUAUGGAUGGCAUGAUUCUGGACAUGAUGGAAGAUGACGAACCACCGGCACGUGCUCUAACUCCUACUGCUAGUGCACCAACCAUGGUCCAUGAGAAGGUGAACAUUGUAUCUGGGGGCAAAUCUUCAGAGCCACCAUUCAAGUUCAGUGAAGAACAGGACACUGCUGCAGCGACACCGAUGGACGUCGAGGCAGAAGCCCAACAACACCAGCCAUGCCGGAAUGCUCCUUUCUUUUCGGGUUUCUUCUGAUUUCCCGAGUGGCACUCUACUGAAUAUAGUGGUGUAAGCGUGUGGCCAGCAUAUAGAUUGAACAUAUCUGUUUCAUGCAGUGUAUUGCUAAUCUUUAGUACCACCUGGACUAGUAAAUGUUGUUAAUCUACCUUUUUGAACUCUUAAAUGUUACUCCCUCCGUCCCAUAAUGUAAGACGUUUUUUCCACUAGUAUAGUGUCAAAAAAUAUCUUACAUUGUGAGACGGAGGGAGUAUUAAUCUAUGGGUCCCUCUAGGGCUCAUCUAGAUGAGCACUUAGUGUUCAAGUAAGAUGACAUCAUUAAUGUUUUGUCAUGUUCCCCCUCCGCCUGUCCUUUGUUUUUUGUGGCUGUUUUUUCUGCUUCUGUCGAUAUGUUGGGUGUUCCAAUUGUGCUGUGUUUUUUUUUGUCUUUGCUUGUACUGUUGUUUGUCCCUUGGCAAUUUGGGUUGGGCUGACACAAAGAAACACAAGAAAAAUACAUAGGGGCAAAAAUCUCGAAAAGUGCAAGCAGAGGCUGAGCUCCAUAGAGCUCUUUAUUAGUUUUCAGAGGAAAUACUUUUUCCACACCUCAAAAAAAUCUGAAAAAAUAUACAUGUAGACAUAUCGUUGUAGUAUACAUGUAUAGAAUUUCAUGAACAUCUAUAUUCAUAUGUGAUGUACACAAAAUAGACAAAUACACAUAUUAAAAUGGGCCUUUUCUUUGUUGUAUUUGGGCAAGAUAUUUGUCUUGUGUAGCAUGCAAAUAAUAAAAUUAGUUGAUGAAAUUUUAUUAAAAAAUGAUACUUGAAGAAUAUACAUAUGUAUUUGUAGAAAAAAAUUGACAUUAUGAAACUUUUAAAUACAUUUUGAUUUUUUUUAAAACGAGCUCCAUGGAGCUUGGUCUUUGCUCUCCA